AUGGGAGAAGAACCAGAGCUCCGGCAGCCAAAGAACCAUCAGGAAGAGGACACAUUCAGAGACCAGGGAUUUGCUGAGAAGUACCCUGAGGGUCUCCUUUGCAGCACCAAGAGCUUGCCAGGACGUCUGGUCUGGGUACCCUGGCUCCUGCUGUUUCUCAUCUCUUUGGGCCUCUUUAUACUCAUGUUGGCCACUUUGGUUCAAGUUUCCAGGAUUCGUGGACACCCACAGAGACAGGCCCAGGAUCAUCAGGGGAGCUCCAGCUUGGUUGCUGCUCCUCAGGAACAGACAUACUCUGGCUUGGAGCAGAUCCAACAGCGGCUUACUCAGAUCAAUGCCUCGCUGGGUGCCCUGUGCCGGCCCUGUCCCUGGGACUGGAAGCACUUCCAGGGAAGCUGCUACCUCUUCUCCAGGACCCUGGGCAGCUGGGAAGCCUCCACCUCCUCCUGCCAGGAUCUUGGGGGCCACCUGGUAAUUGUCAACAGUACUGCAGAGCAGCUAUUCCUCAAAUACUGGCACAGCCGAAAGAAUGAACUCACCUGGAUCGGCCUCAGUGAUCACAGACGUGAAGGUUCCUGGCAGUGGGUGGAUGACACCCCACUCAAACUCAGCUUCUGGAAAGAGGAACAGCCGGACAACGCAGGGGAUGAGGACUGCGUGGAACUGAUAGAAGACAAAUGGAAUGACAAAAAAUGCACCGCAAACAACUUCUGGAUCUGUGAGCAGCCCUCGGCACCCUGCCCUGCUCACUGAGGGUCUGUGCUCCCCUAGUCAUGCGACCCACUUGGGGGCGCUCUGCUCCAGCUCCAACCACCUCAUUGGUCCCCAGUGUCCCUGUUCCCAGCACUCUGAGAUCCUGGCAGAAUCUCUGACACACCCUCCCCUGCAGCUCUUCCCU
Molecule: messenger RNA, 898 nt
Organism: Acomys russatus (golden spiny mouse)
Lineage: Eukaryota; Metazoa; Chordata; Mammalia; Rodentia; Muridae
Product: CD209 antigen-like protein E
Exons: 8
Coding region: 1-753 (250 amino acids)
Source: RefSeq, a predicted model, not a curated record